Seminavis robusta is the source of this 2043-nucleotide messenger RNA. Lineage: Eukaryota; Bacillariophyta; Bacillariophyceae; Naviculales; Naviculaceae. The record is from the annotation of a GenBank genome assembly.
AUGCCUACAGUUGCUCCCGGCAGCCCAUCUGUAUCUCCAACAACAGACAAACCCGCAAGUGCCAGUCCCACAACAUCUCUUCCUACAGUCACUCCAGGUAGCCCUUCUUUAGCUCCGACAACAGAGAAACCAACGAGUGGAAGUCCCUCAUCAGCUUUGCCUACAGUCACUCCUGGUAGCCCUUCUGCUGCUCCGACAACAGACAAACCGACUAGUGCCAGUCCCACCACAGCUCUGCCUACAGUCACUCCCGGAACUCCAUCUGUUUCUCCAACAACAGACAGACCCACAAGCACAAGUCCCUCAACAGCUUUGCCUACAGUCACUCCCGGUACUCCAUCUGUUUCUCCAACUACAGACAAACCCACAAGUUCCAGUCCCACCACAGCUUUGCCUACAGUCACUCCUGGCAGCCCUUCUGUUGCUCCGACAACAGACAAACCGACAAGUGCAAGUCCCUCAACAGCUCUGCCUACAGUCACUCCUGGUAGGCCUUCUGCUACUCCCUCAACAAAGAAACCUAUAAGCGCCAGUCCCGCCACAGCUUUGCCUACAGUUACCCCAGGUACUCCUUCUGUUGCUCCGACAACAGACAGACCCACAAGUGCAAGUCCCUCAACAGCUGUGCUAACCAUCACUCCUGGUAGCCCCUCAUUGGCUCCAAAAGCAGCAGCAGUCGAAAAUGGCAGUCCUACCACAGCUAUGCCUACAGUCACAGCUGGAACUCCUUCUGUUGCUCCGACAACAGACAGACCCACAAGUGCUAGGCCAAGCACCUCAUUACCAACUGUUCUUCCUGGUAGUCCUUCUUUGGCUCCGACAACAGAGGGGCCGACGAGUGUGAGUCCCACCUCAGCACCUCCUACUGUUGCCCCAGGGAAUCGUGGUGAUGCUUCAACAACAGCAAAUCCCACCACAAUCGUGCCCACUGUUGCUGCUGGUAGUCCUUCCGUUGCUCCAACAACUACCAGCCCCACUACGGUACCUCCUACCAUCACACCUGGUAGCCCUUCUGUUGCUCCAACAACUGCCAGCCCCACUACGGCACUUCCUACCAUCACCCCUGGCAGCCCUUCUGUUGCUCCAACAACUGCCAGCCCGACUACGGUAACGCCUACUAUCACUCCUGGUAGUCCUUCUUCGGCUCCAACAACUGCCAGUCCGACCACAGCUUUGCCAACUGUCACUCCUGGUAGUCCUUCUUUGGCUCCAACAACAGCCACCCCCACAAGUAUGAGCCCCACGACAGCUUCCCCUUCUGUUACACUGGGUAGUCCCUCUUUCACUCCAACUACAGCCCAACCCACCACAGCUGGUCCCACUGUGACACCAACUGAACUCCCAACAGAGCAGCCAACACCUGAACCAACAAGUGAACCAACAAGUGAGCCAACAAGUGAGCCAACAGCGGAACCAACAGUGGAACCAACAGCGGAACCAACAGAACAACCAACAAUAGAACCCACAGUGGCACCACAAGAUCCCUCAGCUACACCGUCACAAGACACCUCAGUCACGCCCACUGGAGUCCCCGGAAUCCCACAAACAGGAGUACCCACGACUUCACCAUCGGUUAGCACUACAGCAGUACCAACACCGGAUUCCUCACCUGGAAUCACAGAUUCCCCAACAGGCUGUACUCUCGAGGCAACAGCAAGUAUAAUCGGGAUGGAUUUCGAAGGUGACAUCGCACUCAUCUCUGAUGAAGAGUUCACCUUGGCAUUUGAACUUGCAUUUGCAUCUCUCCAGACAGAUGAUGACAGCUCCUGUGCAUCAUCAGUCAGUAGUGUUUCCCUUGACUAUCGCACUGCUAGGAAUCGCAAGCUGGAGAACACUGAAUCAAACCGUGCAAGAAAUGUGAGGACCCGCCAGCCGAAGGUUUCUCAGUCAUCUGGGGCACGGGUGCUGCAAACAACAGCCAUACCCACCAUGAGCAUGACCACCAGCCCCAGCACAAAUCCUACUGACGAUUUCUAUGGUUACGGUUCCGAUGACUUCUACUAUGAUGAUUUCUAUUAUGUGACCAGUACAGCGAAAGCCUAA